This is a messenger RNA of Papaver somniferum (opium poppy), 973 nucleotides long. Its product is annotated as ylmG homolog protein 1-2, chloroplastic-like. Gene Ontology annotation, biological process: chloroplast fission. Gene Ontology annotation, cellular component: membrane. The transcript has a single exon. The record is from RefSeq and is a predicted model, not a curated record. The coding region runs from base 33 to 740 and encodes 235 amino acids. NCBI's taxonomy places the organism in Eukaryota, Viridiplantae, Streptophyta, Magnoliopsida, Ranunculales, Papaveraceae.
AGCUCAACAGAGGCAUAACUCGAGAAGCAAAAAUGGCUACUUCUAUCAUGACGGCUGCUAAUCCCACUAAAACCCCAUUAACUCUUUCAAACCCACAAUCUUCUUAUCUUCCAAACCUCCGUUCAAAUCAUCGUAUAAUAUCUUACUCAAAUCAAGCAAUCACUUUUCCAAGACUAUCUCUCAGUAUCACCAAUAAACCCCAAUUCCCAAACUUUAGGGUUUCUGCUUCAUCAUCAUCAUCAACAGCUUGUCCUCUUGUUCUCCCAAAAUCAAACCCUGAUAAACCCAAUACUCUUCUGUCCGAUUCAAUCACAUCAAUUUUUGCAAUUGGUUUAUCAUUAUCGAGAAUCUUUCAAGGGGUUCUGAACAAGGCAGCAGCAACACCAGAAUUGGGGAGGAAUUUGGUUAAUACAGCUGGUCCAUUGUUUUUUGCUGCGAUUAAGGAAAGACCCAGAGGUUAUUUGAAUACGCCAUUGACUGUGGUUGCUUCUGGUAUGUCAAAAUGGCUUGAUAUUUACAGUGGGGUUUUGAUGGUUAGGGUGUUGCUCAGUUGGUUUCCUAAUAUUCCAUGGGAUCGUCAACCACUGAGUGCGAUUAGGGAUUUGUGUGAUCCCUAUUUGAAUUUGUUUCGGAAUAUAAUUCCACCGAUUUUUGAUACAUUGGAUGUUAGUCCGUUGCUUGCUUUUGCUGUUUUGGGUGUUUUGGGAUCAAUUCUUAAUAACAGCAGGGGAAUGUACUGAUUGGUGAAGUGAUGAUAGCUUUGGGGUUUUCUUAUGGUUUAUACAUCUGGGGCAGCGUUGAAUUGGAGUAAGUUCUGCUGCUUUUAAGUUUUAUGUUUCGUUUGCUAUUAGUGCUGUAAUAGUUGAUUUUGCUGAAUAUAGUACUGAUUAUCUUAUCUGAAUAUAUAUGAAUGCUGAAAUUUUGUGAAAGAUAAAGUCAAUUCUGGGUUAUGCAUUUCAUUUCUUGUUCUUAA